Molecule: messenger RNA, 1106 nt
Organism: Alosa sapidissima (American shad)
Lineage: Eukaryota; Metazoa; Chordata; Actinopteri; Clupeiformes; Clupeidae
Exons: 3
Coding region: 216-869 (217 amino acids)
Source: RefSeq, a predicted model, not a curated record
CAGGAAGGCUGUGACGUAAUUGCCGCGUACUGAAAACAUGAUUAGGUUUGAACGCCUCCUGGUAGAAGAAAGUUGUUCAAGACCUGAUCCGGCAAACAAAUGGUGCGUCGCUGGUUUAGAAGUCCGCAGUCUCCACCGACUCAGACUUUCCAAUAGCUCAGCCGUGAGAGCACUUCACUGGUGCUCGAAGUUCGAGCUCUUCUCCAAGUGCCACAAUGUUGUUGUUUCAGGUGGACAUGGGGCGAUCUUGGCUGCCCAUUGGUCUCCUCCUCUGUGUCUGGUGCCCCGCACACGGACAGGAGCUGGACCAGACGCAGGGUGACUGGGACGACUGGGGCUCGGGUGUCCAGGACCUCCUGCUGGCCGGCUUCCCUGCGGACAGCCCCUUUGUCUCGGAGACCCCGGACAGACCUGUUAACUGCACCCAGCGCUUCUGGCUGCCCCCCUCCUCCCCGGUCUGCUGGGACGACGUUGUUGGGCAGGAGGAGUUUGAGCAGACCCGCCUGCUGGCUCUCCAGAACCGGGCAGCACUGGAGGCUGUGUCGGUGGCCAGCGGCCUGGACGAAGGAGGGCCCACGUACGAUGAACAGGCCCGUCAGGACGUGCAGGUGGUUCAGGCUGAUCACCAAGAGGUGGUCCAGACUGCCGAGACCAUGGAGAAGGUUUUCUUCUCUUUAGAGGACAAGAGGAGAGAGGGCACUGAGCAUUAUACCUUUUCCAGUAUAAAGGAGCAGCUGACCAACACCAGAGCCUCGCUCCAUAGUCGAGAGGAACUGGCCGCACUUCUGGAGGACAAGCUCUCCAUUCUGGAGAGGUCCCUGGAUCUCAUGCAACUUCGGCUAGCCAAACUGCUGGCACGGAGAUGGUAGCCAUGCCAACUGUUUUCAUGACUAUGCACGACUUAUAACUAACAUAUAAAACCCUUGUUUACAACGACCACUGAUUUCUGAGAUGUGUAUUUACCUGAUAGUUGGGCUUGUUAGAUGGGGAGGUAUUCAAGUUCUCAUCUACAUCGUUUUGCGCCUGCCAUCCUAAUGAUCCAGUGAAACAUACAUUAUGGUGGCGAGUGUAAGCCUUGAUAAUAAAAUCUAUUUUUAUACUCUCAG